This is a messenger RNA of Lithohypha guttulata, 1968 nucleotides long. RefSeq lists its product as uncharacterized. Lineage: Eukaryota; Fungi; Ascomycota; Eurotiomycetes; Chaetothyriales; Trichomeriaceae. The record is from RefSeq and is a predicted model, not a curated record. The coding region runs from base 1 to 1968 and encodes 655 amino acids. Gene Ontology annotation, biological process: transmembrane transport. The transcript is spliced from 7 exons. Gene Ontology annotation, cellular component: membrane. Gene Ontology annotation, molecular function: transmembrane transporter activity.
AUGUCAGAGAAACAGAUUGAUACAGAUGCUCCUCAUCUUACUGCGCAUGAUGCAGCCAAGACACACCACGCAGAGCUAGGACAGCCAGACAGGGUUGAUCUUAACAAUAACCUCUCCGCAAAGAUCAAGAAUCCUCUCGCUCAUAUUCCGUACAACGAACUUAUUGCAGAUGUGGAAAAUUUUGCCAAAGAACACAACCUCGUUGCGAUCACUCCAUUGCUGAUCAAAGGUGCUCAAAUAGCUAAGGACCCUCCAAAUUUUGAGUCCGUCGAAGGCAUCACAGAACCAGAGAAAGAGGCCAUCAGAAACGAGGUUCUACACAAAUGGCGUCAACCUCGAGCUCUUUAUUUCACUAUCAUUCUUUGCUCAAUUGGUGCUGCUGUGCAAGGAUGGGACCAGACUGGCUCAAACGGAGCUAACUUGUCCUUUCCCUGUGCUUUUGGCAUCUCAGACAGCGAGUAUGGUUGUGAUGGUGUGACUUAUAAUCCAGAUUACCAGACCAACCAAUGGCUUGUCGGAAUAGUCAAUGCUGCGCCAUACAUCGCGUCGUCCUUCCUUGGUUGCUGGAUGUCUGACCCUCUCAACUACUACUUCGGUCGAAGAGGUACAAUCUUCUUCAGUGCAGUUUUCUGCUGUCUUUCUGUGAUUGGUUCAGCCGUGACGCAGAACUGGUGGGAACUUUUCAUAACUCGGAUCCUGCUCGGUAUCGGCAUGGGCUCCAAAGCAUCUACGGUCCCUAUCUUCUGCGCAGAAAACGCUCCCGCUGCAGUCCGUGGCGGUCUUGUCAUGUGCUGGCAAAUGUGGACUGCUUUCGGUAUCUUCCUCGGAUUUUGCGCUAAUCUCGCUGUCAAGGAUACUGGUGACAUCUCAUGGCGUCUUCAGUUUGGCUCAGCCUUCAUUCCCGCCGUCCCUCUUUGGAUUGGUGUCUACUUCUGCCCUGAAUCCCCGCGCUGGUAUAUUAAAAAGGGUCGUCUGGGAAAGGCAUAUGAAUCACUCAGACGAUUGAGAAACACCGAAUUACAGGCUGCACGAGAUCUGUACUACAUCUUCGCUCAAAUCCGCAUGGAAGAGACCCUGGUCAAGAAGUCGAACUAUGUCACCCGUUUCAUCCAACUCUUUACCAUUCCUCGAGUCCGUCGAGCAACCCUUGCUUCCUUUACUGUUAUGAUUGCUCAACAGAUGUGUGGGAUAAACAUUAUUGCGUUCUACUCAUCCACAGUAUUUGUACAGGCAGGUGCAUCGCCCACCAGUGCUUUGUUAGCGUCUUGGGGAUUCGGACUAGUCAACUUUCUCUUUGCCUGGCCAGCUAUCUGGACCAUCGAUACCUUCGGACGGAGAUCGCUGCUCUUGUUUACAUUCCCACAGAUGGCCUGGACGUUGCUCGCGGCCGGAAUGUGCUUUUUCAUUCCCGACUCGAGUGCUGCUCAUCUUGGUUUGAUCGCACUGUUCAUCUUCUUGUUUGCUGCCUUCUACUCACCAGGUGAAGGACCAGUACCAUUUACCUACUCCGCCGAGGUCUUCCCUCUUUCCCACCGAGAAGUUGGCAUGGCAUGGGCCGUCGCAACAUGCCUCUUCUGGGCCGCAGUCCUCUCAAUCACCUUCCCACGAAUGCUCAGCGCCAUGAGUCCCCCCGGCGCAUUCGGCUUCUACGCCGCUCUAAACGUCACAGCCCUAAUCCUGAUCUUCCUCUUCGUCCCCGAGACAAAAAAACUCACCCUCGAAGAACUCGACUACGUCUUCAGCGUGCCCACCCGAACACACGUGAAGUACCAGGUCGGAACUGUGCUGCCAUGGUGGUUCAAGCGGUACGUCCUGAGACAGAAGGGUGCUGUUUGCCCGAAAUUGUAUCAUUUCGAUGGACAUGUUGAGAACGAUGAUGCAUUUGCGCAGAAGAUUAGACAGGAGAGUGUGGCGGGUCCGGAGAGUCGGAGGCAGAGUGUUGCGGGGAGGAUUGUGAAUAAGUUUUAG